Molecule: messenger RNA, 3521 nt
Organism: Megalops cyprinoides (Indo-Pacific tarpon)
Lineage: Eukaryota; Metazoa; Chordata; Actinopteri; Elopiformes; Megalopidae
Gene: nadka
Product: NAD kinase a
Exons: 12
Coding region: 194-1525 (443 amino acids)
Biological process (GO): NAD+ metabolic process; NADP+ biosynthetic process
Molecular function (GO): NAD+ kinase activity
Source: RefSeq, a predicted model, not a curated record
GGUCGGCCGCGUACAGUGCUGCGAGCAGAAAAAGACGGCCGGCCGAGGAUGUUUAGAUAAUGAAAGCCCGUAUUAAAGGUUUUGCAAUGGGGACAGUCUGUGUGACCAACUAACUAAACUAGCUGUCUGGCUAGUACAAUUAUUGCACACAGGGACUGACGGAUUAAGGCUCGUACCCGUGCAGGCGCUGCCUAUGGAGAGCAGUAAAGGAGGGGGCUGGUCGAAGGGCGGCCAGGAGUCCGCCAUGGACGCCGUUCCCUACUGCUGCGCGGCCUGCGACGGCGGGGAGGUGCCCGGCCGCGGCCACGCCAUCCGGGGCCGGCCCAAGGCCCGCAGCCUGUCUGCCGCCCCCGCCCUGGGCAGCUGCACCGACUUCAGGAGGACGCAGUCUCUACAUGGACCAAGCCCCGUUACCACCUUUGGACCAAAAGCUUGCAUGCUGCAGAAUCCGAAAGCAGUCAUGCACAUUCAGGAUCCAGCCAGCCAGAGAUUAACGUGGAACAAGCCCCCCAAAAGUGUCCUUGUGAUUAAAAAGAUCAGAGACGCCAGUCUGUUGCAACCUUUCAAGGAGCUCUGCAUAUUUCUCACUGAGGUGAAAGGCAUGAUUGUUUACGUGGAGAGGAAGGUUCUGGAAGACCCGGCCAUCGCAGGCGAUGAGAGCUUUGUGGCGGUGAAAAAGAAGUUCUGCACUUUCCGAGAGGAUUUCGAUGACAUUUCCGACCAGGUGGACUUCAUCAUCUGUCUCGGGGGAGACGGCACCUUACUGUAUGCGUCAUCUCUCUUCCAGGAGAGCGUUCCCCCUGUCAUGGCCUUCCACCUGGGCUCCCUGGGCUUCCUCACACCCUUCAACUUCGAUACCUACCAGUCUCAGGUCACACAGAUCAUCGAAGGCAACGCCGCCAUUGUCCUGCGAAGCCGCCUGAAGGUGAAGGUGGUGAAGGAGUGCAGAGAGAAGAAGCAGGGCGUGGUGGACGACAAGGGCCUGAUCCUCACCAAUGGUGACACCGACACCGCCCGCAGAGCUAUGCAAUACCAGGUGCUUAACGAGGUGGUGGUGGACCGGGGACCUUCGUCGUAUCUGUCAAACGUUGACCUCUUCCUGGACGGACACCUGAUCACUACAGUGCAGGGAGACGGUGUGAUCGUUUCCACGCCGACGGGGAGCACGGCCUACGCGGUGGCGGCGGGUGCCUCCAUGAUCCACCCCAAUGUGCCGGCCAUCAUGAUCACGCCCAUCUGCCCCCACUCGCUGUCCUUCCGGCCCAUCGUGGUGCCCGCGGGCGUGGAGCUGAAGAUCAUGCUCUCCCGUGAUGCCCGAAAUACUGCCUGGGUUUCAUUCGAUGGGAGGAAACGACAGGAAGUCUGUCAUGGAGACAGCAUCACCAUCACUACCUCCUGCUUCCCCGUGCCCUCCAUCUGCUUCCGGGACCCCGUCAACGACUGGUUCGAGAGCCUCGCCCAAUGUUUACACUGGAACGUCCGAAAAAAGCAGAACCACCUGAGCUCGGAGGAGGAGGAGUUCUGAGCUGCGCCCCAGCAUGGGGCUGUGGACUUUGUGAAAGACUCCCAAAUCAGCAGCGGACUACAGCGAUUUGGGCUUCCUUUAGCACUUUGAAAGUUCUGUGUGGACUCGGAUGUCGGAUCAGGGAUACAUUACAGUAUGUACUCUAGUGAGACUAUGAAGGACGACUCUGGCGCUGAUGAAGAAGUAGUCCCGACGAAUACUGUUUCUGAGGCAGAGAAUCUUAAUGACGCACUUUGAACUUUUUAUUUAUCAUAACUCUUUACAGAAAGAAUGGGGUGUGUGUGUUCUUCUGAGAAUGGCAGGGGAAUUUAUGUAUGUCCCCUGCACAUUAAAAAUGUAGUUAGUGCCUUAAAAAAACCUCUAAUUAUUCUGAAACAUAAUCAUCUUAAAUUUAAUCUUCUUUAUUUUAUUUCCGUCACUGUACAAGUGUAAGGAAAUGAUGUUCCAUUACAGUCUCUUGAAAUGGAAUUAUGAAUCUGUGGUCGAGAGAAACGUUUUUUUUUUAUUUUUUAUAACAAAAGCCAUUUGAAAAUUCUGAAAUGCCACUUUUGUCAUCAAAGAAAAUGACAACCAUUUCUGAUCAGCUUCUUCCUCGGUUAAUUUAGUGUGUUAACUGUUACAUGUUAACAUGUUAUGUAGUGUCAAGCGAGUGUCAGUGGAAAAGAUCUUCCCCAGUCAGAAAACACAGGUACUCAUUCAGUGGGACCAUCAGCAUAUUGCUUUUUACCUUUUCACAAUAGGGCAACAGGUGCACCAAAGCUUAUUUUGCUGUCACUAUUUAGAAUUUACUUUAAAUUUUGAAGUAGUAUUUUGAAUAUAUCUUAUGUAAUGUUCAGAGUGAGAGGGUCAGUUUUUACAUCUUUGACAUUUUGUAACUGUAAUACUUGAGCGCUGACUUGUGUAUUUUCCAGCGUUUGGAUGUAUGCUGAAAGGAUAUCAUCUGUCAGCAAAUCUGCAUUCCUUUCUGUACUGUACUAGUUUUUGAUGGACUCUGAACAGUCCGUGUUAUCCUAAAAGUGGCCUUCUUCACCAGUAGCAAGAUGGCAAUAUUCUCUCGGCUCCAAUGCUGGAGCUGCGUAAAACAUAUGUGAAUAUGUAUCAAGGCUGUUUGCAUUGUGAUGAGGGAAGAUUGUUGAGCUAACUUAAAGCAGUACCACUUCUAAUCCUGUCUUAUCAGAAUUACAACAUGUGUAAAGAGUAUGGUCAUUUUAAUCUUGAGCAUAUACAUAUUUUGUAUGUGCUGUAUAUUUUAAAUGGGGGGGAAGAACUUGGUAAGUGUAAUCAACCAACAUUUUUAAUUAGAUAUUCAGGCAGGGUAAGCCAUUUUAAGAUUUAAAAUAAUAGUAACUCUUCCUACAAACUGCCUCAGAAAGAUAAAUUGGAGCCGAAUCCAGUGCUCCAAUGUGCACCAGCAUUCCUCACUCCAGAAGAUUAGUGAAUAGAAAUCGAUGAAUUUGAAACUCAUUCCUUUUUAACGUAAAAUGUCUGAAUGGUGUGUGUUUCAUUGCUGCAGCCUUUUUAUUUUGAUAUUGUUUGGUUGGUUAAAAUCUUUCUCUCUUCAUUUUGUGAUUGAAACACAUACAGAUCUGCCUUAGUCAUUGGUCACAGCGAUACAGGGGUGUUGCUCUGCUGCCUGUUAAUGCCUGAAGACUAUUGUUAUCCAUUCAGGACGCCUGACCUGAGGUUCAGGUGAAGAAAACUGUCCAAAAGAGAUUACUCUUGUCAAAAUAGAAGUGCUCACAGGAUUGGGUCGUAUAGUCAGUUUUAGCUUUGACUUGUAAUGGCCUACCUAACAUUCCUGAAAUCACUACAUUAUAUCAGUUUACAUCAUCUCACAGUAAAAUCUUGCCCUUAGGUGGCUCCGUAAUAACGACAGGCAUCCAAUGUAUUCUCAUUGAAAUCAGCCUGUGUCAGGUUUGUCAGCUCCUCUCAGCUAGUUAAGUUUAUAUGGGAUACCACUUUGACCUGUGCACAGCUUAGUCAGUUUGUCACACCU